AUGGCCGUGGCUGUUCCCCUCGCGAAUGGCCGGACCGAGUUGUUCGUCGACGAUGAACCUCGUUUGGGUCAGCGGCUGGUGAAGGACGUCACCGCAGCCGCCCAAGCAGCGAUCAACGCAAAGGGGAGCUUUAGCCUGUGUUUGGCAUCCCCUGUGAUCGCAGCGCUCAAAGACUUGUCGCCAGAGGCGGUGGAUUGGAGCAAGACAAGCGUUUUCUUCACAGGAGAGAAUUUGGGAGCCAACAAGUCUUACGCGGACGCCCAAGACGCCUUCUGCAGGAAGUGUGGCGUUCAGAACAUCUACUAUCCGAUUUUGCGACCGCUCUUCAGCACUGGCUCCGGACUCCCACCCUUCGCUGUGAAGGAGGCCGCUGCUGCCUACGAGGCCCUUCUGAGGAACCAUCCAUCCAUCGACAAUUCAGGCAAGAUGCCAUCUUUCGACCUCUUGCUGUUGGGUGCGGGAGAAGACGGCCACUGCGGCUCCCUUCAUCCCGAGAGCGACCAGGUCAAAGCGGAGGGCACGGUGAUCAGCAUCUGCCUCUCAGCCCAGGAAAGCAAGAACCAGAUCGCUGUCUCCAUGGAUGUGAUGUGUGCUGCCAAGUGCCUUGGCACGCGGUUCCACGCAGAACGUGGCGUGCGGCUUUUCAUGCUGCACAGGAAGGCCAUUGUGCUUGCCAGAGGUGCAAAGCAGAAAGACACCGUGCGCCGUGCUUUGUCGGGUGUCCACGGUCUCUAUGAUUGCCCGGUGGGCUUGGUCAAGGAUUUGAUCGAUAACCGGGCGGCCUACCGGGCCCUAUGCUUCUCCACACCAGGCUUGAGUGAACACAUCAGUGGGGUGAUUCUCCACUGGGAGACUUUAAUGCAAGAGGAUGCAGAUGGCAAGGCCAUGGUGGAUAUCAUCAGAGGGAACGGCAUGAUUCCCGGAAUCAAGGUGGACAAAGGCUACAACAAGAAGGGCAUGUGGGGAACACCAGUCGGUCCUCUUGGGCACCCGGAGGUGGCAACUGUGGGAUUGGAUGAUCUUCAGCAAAGGUGUGCGCAAGCCUACAAGGAAGGAGCGCGAUUUGCCAAGUGGCGCAACGUCUUGCAGCUGGAUCCAGAGAAAGGCUUGCCAACGGCUUUGGCCAUCAAGGACACCGUCCACACCUUGGCGCGCUACGCCUCCAUUUGCCAGAGCGAGGGCUUAGUGCCAAUUGUGGAGCCAGAAAUUGUUCCCAAUGGUGACCAUGACAUCUACUAUUGCGCAGAGGUGACAGAGAAGGUCUUGGCAGCGCAGUUCAGGGCAUUGGCAGCUCACCACGUCUACUUGGAGGGUGCUGUCCUGAAGCCCAACAUGGUCAAGAAUGGCUUGGGGGGACCCAAAGCAAGUGCCGAGACCAUUGCAACCCUGACCUGCCAAACUUUGCUGCGCACAGUUCCUCCUUCCAUGCCAGGCAUAUUUUUCUUAUCCGGUGAGACAGCAUUGAAUGAAGACAAUGAAGAAGAAGCAACCAUCAAUUUGAGCACCAUGAACAGUCUUUUUGCCGGCAAGCUGCCUUGGCAUUUGUCAUUCUCUUAUGGCAAAGCUUUGCAGAAGACCUGUAUUGUCACCUGGCUGGGCAAGACUGAGAACAAGGAUGCCGCGCAAAAGGCCCUGAAGGCACGAGCCAACGCGAACUCUGACGCCGUUUUUGGCAAAUACAAGCCAGGCAGCUGCGCUAGUGUUGGCACUGACGGCAAUGUGAUGCAGGCCUACCGACUUUGGUAUUUGUACGGCAAUGAGUUGCACCCGAAGCCCUUUCCGGGCUUCUCGACCUCAGCACCUCCGUCUGAAGAACAUCCCAGUGUUUUGCUCGUGCAGACGCCAGCGUCGCGCGGUGCACCGGCCUCGUUGGGUCGAAUCGUGCAGCGAUGGACUGUGCUUCGGAUCCAAACGCAGCCCAUCACAGAGAACAAGUGGAUCGUCAACAGUUCAACUGAGAAGUGUGUGCAUGGUUUGCCCCCUUACAAGGGUGCAGAUGGAACGGUUAGACUAGCCAGUAUGUACAUGCUGCUCAUUGGAACUGUUGUGCCUUAUGCCUUUGUGAAUGUGUACAAGCAGAAGCUGAAGCAGGUGAACUUGGAUAUGGCCUGGUUUUGGCAAAGCGUUUGGCAGGUUGUACGGGAUUUGAUCUUCAUCCCGGCAUCCUGGAGACCUGGCCCUCACCCUCACCCAGCGGCAAGAACGAGGCUUCGCCGGCUUCGCCUUGAACUUGUCGGAAUCGUGGACCUGCUUCAUGAGAAUCAUUCCAACACCCCAAAUCAAAUUUUGUUCUGCAGAGCCAGCGUAGGCUUGGUUUCUUGCGUAUCUCCUCUUCAAUGUGCUUUUUAA
Durusdinium trenchii is the source of this 2349-nucleotide messenger RNA. The record is from the annotation of a GenBank genome assembly. Lineage: Eukaryota; Dinophyceae; Suessiales; Symbiodiniaceae.